Nycticebus coucang (slow loris) is the source of this 3994-nucleotide messenger RNA. RefSeq names its product G protein signaling modulator 2 (gene GPSM2). The record is from RefSeq and is a predicted model, not a curated record. Gene Ontology annotation, molecular function: protein binding; GTPase regulator activity. The transcript has 15 exons. The coding region runs from base 482 to 2536 and encodes 684 amino acids. NCBI's taxonomy places the organism in Eukaryota, Metazoa, Chordata, Mammalia, Primates, Lorisidae.
GCUGGCGGCCGUGGGACCCCUAGGUGGCGGAGGGACGCUGCGGGGGAGGUGAGGGGAGCGCACAGCUGUGGCCCACGUGACCUGGCGGGGGCGGAGGGUCCGCACCGGCCUCCCUGGUGCCCCUGCCUGGUUCCGCGCGCCGGCCGGCGGGGAGGUGACCACCCACUUGUCGCCCGAGGCCGCCGCUUGGCCGAGUCUGCCGCGCACCCCGGAGCAGCUGGUCCACGGGAGAAAUGUUGCUGAAGUGCUGCUGAAAGGGCCAGAGAUGCAAGGAUUUGGGACACAUUUUGAACCUUUAAGCUGUCUGACAUUGACCUCCUUUCAUUAUUAAUAAAGAAGAAGCAGGAGCUUAGGAUGUAUUAACAUGAACUCAUUAAUAUACUAACCGGAAAAUGUUCUGCAAACAAUUCAACAUUGUAAAGACCUGGAUUGGGACAAAAUAAAAUAAUUUCAUAUUUUACUCAGCUUAUAGUAUGACUGGAUGGAGGAAAAUUUGAUAAACAUGAGGGAAGACCAUUCUUUUCAUGUUCGUUACAGAAUGGAAGCUUCUUGCCUAGAGCUGGCCUUGGAAGGGGAACGUCUGUGUAAAUCAGGAGACUGCCGCGCUGGUGUGUCAUUCUUUGAAGCUGCAGUUCAAGUCGGAACUGAAGACCUAAAAACACUUAGUGCUAUUUACAGCCAGCUGGGCAAUGCUUAUUUCUAUUUGCAUGAUUAUGCCAAAGCAUUAGAAUACCACCAUCAUGAUUUAACUCUUGCAAGGACUAUUGGAGACCAGUUGGGGGAAGCCAAAGCUAGUGGUAAUCUGGGAAACACCUUAAAAGUUCUUGGGAAUUUUGAUGAAGCUAUUGUUUGUUGCCAGAGACACUUAAAUAUUUCCAGAGAGCUUAAUGACAAGGUGGGAGAAGCAAGAGCACUUUACAAUCUUGGAAAUGUGUAUCAUGCCAAAGGGAAGAGCUUUGGCUGCCCUGGGCCCCAGGAUGGAGGACUGCCAGAGGAAGUGCGGACUGCUCUGCAGGCAGCUGUGGACUUUUACGAGGAAAACCUAUCAUUAGUGACUGCUUUGGGUGACCGAGCAGCCCAAGGACGUGCCUUUGGAAAUCUUGGAAACACACAUUACCUCCUUGGAAACUUCAGGGAUGCAGUGAUAGCACAUGAGCAGCGUCUCCUUAUUGCAAAAGAAUUUGGAGAUAAAGCAGCUGAAAGAAGAGCAUAUAGCAACCUUGGGAACGCAUAUAUAUUUCUUGGCGAAUUUGAAACUGCCUCUGAUUACUACAAGAAGACACUACUAUUGGCUCGACAGCUUAAAGACAGAGCUGUAGAAGCACAGUCUUGUUACAGUCUUGGAAACACAUAUACUUUACUUCAAGACUAUGAAAAGGCCAUUGAUUAUCAUCUGAAGCACUUAGCAAUUGCUCAAGAGCUAAAUGAUAGAAUUGGUGAAGGCAGAGCAUGUUGGAGCUUAGGAAAUGCAUACACAGCUCUGGGAAAUCAUGACCAAGCAAUGCAUUUUGCUGAAAAGCAUCUGGAAAUUUCAAGAGAGGUUGGGGAUAGGAGUGGUGAACUAACAGCACGACUUAAUCUCUCAGAUCUUCAAAUGGUUCUUGGUCUAAGCUACAGCACAAAUAAUUCCAUAAUGUCUGAAAAUAUUGAAAUUGACAACAGUUUGCCUGGUGCACGCUCUAAGUUGGGACGCCGACACAGUAUGGAAAAUAUGGAACUUAUGAAGUUAACACCAGAAAAGGUACAGAACUGGAACAGUGAAAUUCUUGCUAAACAAAAACCUCUUAUUGCCAAACCUUCUGCAAAGCUACUCUUUGUCAACAGACUGAAGGGGAAAAAAUACAAAACUAAUUCUUCCACUAAAGUUCUCCAAGAUGCCAGUAACUCUGUUGACCACCGAAUUCCAAAUUCUCAGAGGAAAAUCAGUGCAGAUACUAUUGGAGAUGAAGGAUUCUUUGACCUGUUAAGCCGAUUUCAAAGCAAUAGGAUGGAUGAUCAGAGAUGUUACUUACAAGAAAAGAGCUGCCAUACAGCUUCAACAGCAACUUCCUCCACUCCCCCCAAAAGGAUGCUAAAAACACCAUCUGUUUCUGUGGUUUCCCCCAACACGGAUGAGUUUUUAGAUCUUCUUGCCAGCUCCCAGAGCCGCCGUCUGGAUGACCAGAGGGCCAGUUUCAAUAAUUUGCCAGGGCUUCGUCUAACACAAAAGAACAGUCAGUCAGUACUUAGCCACCUAAUGACUAAUGACAACAAAGAGCCUGAUGAAGACUUCUUUGACAUCCUUGUAAAAUGUCAAGGAUCCAGAUUAGAUGAUCAAAGAUGUGCUCCACCACCUGCUGCCACAAAGGGUCCAACAGUACCGGAUGAAGACUUUUUUAGUCUUAUUUUACGCUCUCAGGCGAAAAGAAUGGAUGAGCAGAGAGUUCUUUUACAAAGAGAUCAAAACACAGACACUGAGUUUGGGCUAAAGGACUUUCUGCAAAGCAAUGCUUUGCUGGAAUUUAAAAAUUCUGGAAAAAACCCAGCAAACCACUAGUUAACUAUAGAUAAUUUUUUUUGGGGGGGAGGCGGGGGGGAGAUGAGAUCUUGCUCUGUCUCCCAGGCUAGAGUACAGUGGUACAGAGUGGUAUAGUCACAGUUCACUGCAGCCUCAGACGCCUAGAUUCAAGAGAUCUUCCUGCCUCAGCUUUCUGAGUAGCUAGGACUGUAAGUGCAUGCUACCACACCCAGUUAAUUUUUUUUUUUUUUUUUUUUGUAGAGAUGGGGUGUUGUUAUGUUGCCCAGGCUGGUGUCCAACUCCUGGCCUCAAGCAUUCCUCCCACCUCAGCCUCCCUGAGUGCUGGGAUGAUAGGCAUGAGGUACUGAUCCCAACCACUCUAGAUAUUUUUAAGAAAAGACCUUAUUUCCUUUCAGAAACUGCAGGGAAACUCAAUCUAUUACUUUUUUCCUUAAAAGGAGAAUUUAUAGCACUAUAAUACAGCUUGUAAAUAUUUAACUUUCAGCAGUACAGUAUUAAAGAAUUUAACAUUUCUCCGGACACUCACUUGUUUCGGGGUCCAGGUGUCUGUAAGGUGCUUCAUUGUCUUCUGGGAUUACUGCUUGGGGUGUGUUCUUUGGCAACUUGCUAGAUUCCUUUACCUAGUGUUUGUAAAGUAGGAAAUUAAAUGAAUCCUAAAGCAGGAUUUAAUCCUCUUGCUGAGGUAUUUUUUAAAAAUCUUAAUUGACAAUGGCUGUUUUUAUACUUAACAAUGAAUAUAAUGGGAAAUUAAUGCUGUUUAGCAAAAAUAAUGUACUUGACCAAUGUAAAAACGUUAGUCUUACUAAACAUUUAGAUUUUUUUUCUCUGAAAAUAUAUUUUCAAUAUAUUUUUAGGCCAAAGCCAGUAUAAAAGAAACUUUUAAGAAAUAAACUUCUUUCAGCAUGUUUUGGACUAUUUGUUUAAAAAAAUUAUGGUUUAGAAUUGUCUCUUCUGUUGUUCAAUACUAUUACAAAACAAAAUUUUGUACGACCUAAUGUAACUCCACAUAGAAAAAAUCUAUGUGGUUAUAUCAAGAACCCAGGCCACAUAAAUAGAAAACAGAUGAAAACUCACAAAAAUUAAGUAUGAAAGAUGUUGGUUAGGACCUUAGCUGUCUUAAUUAAGCUUUGCGUUCCUUACUCCAAAUACUGAAGGCAGUUUACAAAGAGAUGGCAGGAAAGGAUGAUAAAGUACCAAAAGACAAGGGUGGGACAGCCCAAGGCCUCGAUUAAGUAUCACACAGUGGGCCGGGUACGGUGGCUCACACCUGUAAUCUAGCCCUCUGGGAGGCUGAAGCAGAUGGAUUGCUUGAGCUACGAGUUCAAGACCAGCCUGAGCCACAGCAAGACUCCCUGUCUCUAAUAGAAAAACUGAGGCAAGAGGAUCACUUGAGCCCAAGAGUUGGAGGUUGCUGUGAGCUAUGAUGAUUCCAUGGCACUCUACCCAGGGCGACAGCCUGAGACUGUCUCAAAAAAA